AGGUAGGGAACUAGAUUAUAGGUGCCAUGCUGAGAUCAUUAUUUCCGCAAAAGACGUAGUCCGAAAUUCUAGGAUGUGAGGUUUUAGUGGAGGACCUUGUUUCUAGUAUGAUGUUGAAGACUUGGUUAAAAAUUAGCUCUUGACGAUAAAGUCGACCGUCAUGGCAGCCAUGUUACCUGCGGGUCAACGUAGCUCCCCGACUGAUCCCAGCUGGCUGGAUAACUUUACUUGUACCUGGACCGAGAAAGGGAAGCUAACGGCGGCUGGAUUUUCAGAGGAUAUGGAUCCUGGUAUGCGACUAUAUCUAGCAGCAAUCUUGCCCAAACAAUGGCCACGUGCACUAGAAAUGGUCAUGGACCAGUUGGAUCAUACUUUCAUUGGCGACGCCUCAAUUUCUUUUUCGUGUAACUGGUCUGACAGUUCUGCAUGUUCUUCUGCGUCGACCGAAGACUGUGUUGAAUUUUGCGUGGGGCCCUUCCCAGCGGCUAUGGUCCCAAGGUAUCAAUUUCUGCAGACUGUAGAGAAAGCUCUGGAAAAACGACCAGUCGGAUUUCUGAGAGCAGAAAAUGAUCUUCUUCUUUUAGAGCGCUUUCACGAACAUGUCUGCAGUCUCAAAUGCCCCGCAGAGCCACUCAAAGGCGCAGCUGGGAAGGUAGAAGAACCACGAAAAACGUCUACUUUUCAGGAAUCAGUAUCAGCAAAGAUUGCUGCUUGGACAUCACUAGCUGUUGGUGGGGCAUUUAUUACCAGCCAAGUCUACAGUUUGAGGGAUGCCUUUAGACACCGGACCAAUGCUGUAAACAAUGAGAACAGACCUUCCUCCUACAUCUACCCACCUACCUCACUGCCAGAUGAAACACAAGGAACACAAGUAGCGGACCGAAUGGACGCAACAAUGGCAGAUCUUAGACAAGCAUGUUACGGCGAGUACAGCGCGAAGAACAGGAGAACAGAAGAGGGUCUGAGGCAGAUACUGCAGACAAAGUACAAUGACAACAUCGAGGAAUUCAGACAGCGUUUUGUCGAGCCAACAUUGCAGCUGUUGACAACUCUACGAAACCAGGGGAUCCCUGUUUCUACACCCAAAUACCAACUACUUCACAUGGUUUCUCCUGACAUCACAUAUGAGGCCGGAGACAUGUUCUUUCAGGUGGGACAGUCAAAACCCGGAACCCUGUCACUCAAAUUCACCAAAUACGACAACGUCCGAAACGUCAUCAGACUACAGAACUUACACGUUUCCGAGAAGGACUACCGGACAGCAUUUACCGACCAGUAUCUCCAGGACCUUCGGACGCUGGCUAGCAAUACUGGCAACAUCGGAGAUGUGCUGAUGAGAACGUGCAUCGUCAUCACCAAGGAUGGGGCGGUGGCGAGAGUUGGAACAUCCAGCAUUAUGGAAGACUUGACAAACAUGAACGUUAUCGGCAGAAUGACUCCGGUACAGAAAAGCGCCAUUGCUGAGAAACUGGACAAGGAACCGGUACUGAGGACAUCGGAUGAUCGGGACGACUGGCUAGCUCUGGCUGAAAGGAUUGCGACUGAAGUAACCUUAGAGGAAGGAUUUACAGCGAAAAUGAACGCAAGCACAGCACCAGGCAGUCCUACCAUGAAGCUACUUGAGGUUCUGGGAAGACGUGACCCAAGUUAUCCCACAGCCCGUCUUCUGGACCAUCUCAGACAGAUGGGGAGAUACGACGCCGUCGACGCCUUCAAUCAUGCAAAAGAAACGAGAGGAAAGAAAGACUGGCAGAGGACCCGCUCACAAACAGUUGAUUUAGUAAGUUGGUUUACGAUUACUUUGAAUGAUUUCAUACAGAUAUCAUAAUCAAUACCUUACUGACUGAAAAAAUAUCUCUAACAUCAGACAAAAUAAACAGAGACAUUGGGUAAGCCGUCGUUUCACUACAAUAAUCAACCUUACUGACUGAAAAAACAUCUCUAACAUCAAACAAAACUAGAGUUCGACGAACACAUCUCUUCGCCAAAUAAUCAUGCCUUUAUUUAA
Messenger RNA from Branchiostoma floridae (Florida lancelet), 2008 nucleotides. RefSeq lists its product as uncharacterized. Bases 161 to 1828 code for a protein of 555 amino acids. Lineage: Eukaryota; Metazoa; Chordata; Leptocardii; Amphioxiformes; Branchiostomatidae. The transcript is spliced from 9 exons. The record is from RefSeq and is a predicted model, not a curated record.